Molecule: messenger RNA, 3356 nt
Organism: Melanotaenia boesemani (Boeseman's rainbowfish)
Lineage: Eukaryota; Metazoa; Chordata; Actinopteri; Atheriniformes; Melanotaeniidae
Gene: dis3
Product: DIS3 exosome endoribonuclease and 3'-5' exoribonuclease
Exons: 21
Coding region: 96-2957 (953 amino acids)
Biological process (GO): rRNA catabolic process
Cellular component (GO): nuclear exosome (RNase complex); cytoplasmic exosome (RNase complex)
Molecular function (GO): 3'-5'-RNA exonuclease activity; endonuclease activity; RNA binding
Source: RefSeq, a predicted model, not a curated record
UGUUAGUUUACACAUGGAUAGCAAAACCCUUGGCAACAUCUGGUGGUGCGAUAAUUACAUUAGGAUUUAACAUUCUUUAGGAUACUAUCAUCAUCAUGUUGAAGUCCAAAACCUUCGUUAAGAAGACCCGGUCGGGUGGGGUGAUGAAGGUUGUGCGUGAACAUUACUUGAGGGAUGAUAUUUGGUGCGGAAGUGAAAUUUGCGCAGAAUGCAAACAGGACUCCACGGUACUGCAGAAAGACGCGUGCAUAGAGAGCGGUCUGUGCUCUUAUUCGCACUAUGUGGUCCCUGACACGAAUGUGGUGCUCCAUCAGAUUGAUGUGUUGGAAGACCCUGUGAUACGUAAUGUGAUCAUCCUUCAGACUGUUCUGCAGGAGGUACGCCACCGCAGUGCACCAGUCUAUAAACGCCUGAAGGACAUCAUACAUGAGAAAGAAAAACAUUUCUACACUUUUACCAAUGAACACCACAGGGAGACAUUCAUAGAACGUGAACCAGGGGAGAGCGCCAAUGACCGUAAUGAUCGCGCAAUCCGCGUGGCAGUUAAAUGGUACAGCCAGCAUCUGAAAACAUCCGAAUCCGACUCAGAUGGCGUCAAAGUGGUCCUCCUCACCAAUGAUCAAGGGAACAAGCAGAAGGCACAAGAGAAUGGCUUAGUGGUGUACAAAUUUGAGGAAUACGUCAAGAGUCUCAUAGCAAACCCUGAGCUUGUGGAUCGUCUAGCUUUGUCCAACGAUGAUAAGAAUGAGAUCACAAGCAGUAAAGUGUUAUUUCCAGAGCACCUUCCUCUGUCCAGGAUCCAAGCUGGAAUUAAGAGUGGCUCCUUUCUUCAGGGCACCUUCAGAGCCAGCAGAGACAACUAUCUGGAGGCCACAGUCUUUGUCCAGGGAGAAGGUGAAGACAGCACAGAGAUCCUACUCCAGGGUCUUCAGAAUAUUAACAGAGCGGUCCACCAGGAUGUGGUUGCCGUGCAGCUGCUUCCACGGAAUCAGUGGGUGGCACCCUCUUCGGUUGUGCUGCAGGAUGACGGUGCAGCAAAGGAUGAUAAUGUUGAGGAGGAUGAAGAUGAAGAAGAGAAAGUGUUGAAGAUAUCAGCAGCCGAAGCAGCUAAAAAACCCACAGGGAAAGUGUUGGGAAUCAUCAAAAGGAACUGGAGGCCCUUCUGCGGCAUGCUGAAUAUCUCUCAAAUCAAAGAGUCAACCCGCCAUCUUUUUACCCCAGCAGACCGUCGAAUCCCACGCAUUCGCGUUGAAACGCGACAGGCCUCCACACUGGCAGGUCAGAGGAUCAUGGUGGCCAUUGAUGGAUGGCCCAAACAUUCCAGAUAUCCAAAUGGUCACUUUGUCCGCAGUCUGGGAAGUGCAGGGGAAAAGAACACAGAGGAGGAAGUGCUGCUGCUGGAGCACGAUGUUCCACAUCAGGCCUUCUCUCAGGCUGUGCUUAGUUUCCUCCCCAAGAUGCCAUGGGCCAUCACACCAGAGGACAUGGAGAAGAGAGAGGACCUGAGGCAUUUGACUGUGUGCAGUGUGGAUCCUCCAGGAUGCACAGAUAUAGAUGAUGCCUUACACUGCAGAGAGCUCGAAAAUGGGAAUCUUGAGGUUGGGGUCCACAUUGCUGAUGUCAGUCACUUCAUCAGACCCGGCAAUGCACUCGACAAAGAGGCAGCAAGCCGUGGUACAACUGUGUACUUGUGUGGAAAGAGGAUAGACAUGGUUCCUGAACUGCUCAGCUCCAAUCUUUGCUCUUUGCGCUCCAAUGUGGAGAGGUUGGCGUUUUCAUGUGUUUGGGAAAUGAACCACAAAGCAGAAAUUCUAAAGACCCGGUUCACCAAAAGUGUCAUCAACUCCAAGGCAUCUCUGACUUAUGCUGAGGCUCAGCUGAGGAUCGACGACACCAGCAAGAAUGAUGAUAUCACCAAGAGCUUGCGAGGUCUUAACAAGCUGGCCAAAAUCCUCAAGAGGCAGAGGAUAGAGAAAGGGGCAUUGACGCUGUCAUCCUUAGAGGUUCGGUUCCACAUGGACAGUGAAACCCAUGACCCCAUAGAUCUCCAAACCAAAGAGCUCAAGGAGACCAACUCUAUGGUGGAGGAGUUCAUGUUACUGGCUAAUAUUUCAGUUGCACAGAAGAUUUAUGAUGAAUUUUCAGAGUGUGCGCUGCUGAGGAAACAUCCAGCACCACCCCCCUCUAACUAUGACAUCCUGCUCAAAGCUGCAAAAUCCAAGCAUGUGGAGAUCCACACAGAUACAGCCAAGGCACUGGCUGACUCUCUUGAUGUAGCUAAAGUGGAUGACUUCCCAUACUUUAACACGCUGCUGCGCAUCUUGGCCACUCGCUGCAUGAUGCAAGCAGUCUAUUUUUGUUCCGGCAUGGACAGUGAUUUCCACCAUUACGGUCUUGCCUCACCCAUUUAUACCCACUUCACAUCCCCAAUUAGGAGGUAUGCAGAUAUCAUAGUGCACCGUCUCUUGGCAGUGGCUAUAGGAGCAGACAGCACCUACCCAGAUUUGAUGGACAAACAUAAACAGUCGGCCCUCUGCAACAACCUCAACUACAGACACAAAAUGGCUCAAUAUGCACAAAGGGCUUCUGUAGCCUUCCACACACAGUUGUUCUUUAGGAGCCGAGGCAUCCUGAACGAAGAUGGAUUUGUGCUGUUUGUGAGGAAGAACGCCAUCAUUGUUCUCAUCCCAAAGUUUGGUCUGGAGGGAACAGUCUUCUUUGACACCAAAAACAAAGUUUCCCCCAACAUUGUUUUUGAUGAAGAGGGUCCCUCUUUGAAGGUGGAGCAGCACACAUUCCACAUAUUUGAUCGGGUGAAGGUCACCAUCAGCCUGGAUGACUCCAACAUUCAGCACCAGAAGAUCCGCAUGGCUUUAACUGAACCUGUGAUCCCUGGUGUUAGUGUUCCUGCUUCUGAUGCUGAACCACAGGCCAAGAAACCAAAACUGGACCGCUGACACAAAAGGAGCUCUGGAAAUGACCCAGACCACAUGAGUGUUCCAGUUCUCAAACCAGAUUGGAUUAUUUGAACUCAUGAAAGUGUUAAUGUUUGGAGCAACAGUAAGAGUAAUUUUUCUAAAUCUGCCACAGCAAAGACUUGCUCGUACUGGUCUUAUAGUUAUUUUAUUAUUUGAAACAUAUGUUAGUGCAAACUAUGAAUGCAAUAUAACUAAAAUUUGUAACAGUUAUUAAACAAUUUUAACCUCACAGCUCUGAAUUAUUUUGAUAAAAUUUUAAUUUGAGCAGUUGGGAACCACAACAUGACUGACAAAUGGUACUAGUAAUGGACCCACAACUCUGAACAGGAAAAGCAAGUACAGACAAUGGCUGUGGGCCAUGCCAGAAUAAUCAGCACA